AUGAUGUAUCAGUAUCAGGACGAUGGAGGAGUGUUUGAAAUAUUUUCAUUUAUUUUUGAGCCCCCUAGGACGCUGGUCCCCCCUUUUCCCCGAUAAAAGGGGCCAAUCAACGCGAAGGGAUUAGAUGGUCUUGGGACGUGUGGCACCGCAAGAUCUUUGUCAUUGAACUUGAAAAACGAGCCGAAGCAGGAACGUGCCCCUGAAAGUCGACGACUUUACCCUUUCAACGCAUUCUGA
Drosophila eugracilis is the source of this 237-nucleotide messenger RNA. RefSeq lists its product as uncharacterized. NCBI's taxonomy places the organism in Eukaryota, Metazoa, Arthropoda, Insecta, Diptera, Drosophilidae. The record is from RefSeq and is a predicted model, not a curated record.